Molecule: messenger RNA, 2272 nt
Organism: Cornus florida
Lineage: Eukaryota; Viridiplantae; Streptophyta; Magnoliopsida; Cornales; Cornaceae
Product: protein INVOLVED IN DE NOVO 2-like
Exons: 8
Coding region: 173-2071 (632 amino acids)
Biological process (GO): gene silencing by siRNA-directed DNA methylation
Source: RefSeq, a predicted model, not a curated record
CGCGCCACUCCACUCCUUAGCAGAGCAGCAGGCGUACUCGUUCCUGCAUAUGCAAGGAGCACAACCUUCUUUUCUCUCUCUACUCUCUCUCUCUCUCUCUCUCAAACCCUCGAGAGCUCUCUCUUUUGGAUAGAAGUUUUUGCCAGUUUUUUCUUGCAUUUUUCCACAGGAAAUGUCUUACUCAUCAGAAGAGGAAACAGAUAUUAGCGAGUCGGAGUUGGAGGACUAUACUUAUAAAUGUUAUGAGAAGUUGAAGAAUGGUAGUGUUAAGGUGCAAAUUUCAGAUGAAAAAUAUAGAUGCCCGUAUUGUCUUGGGAAGAGGCAGAAUUAUGCAUACAAGGACCUCCUACAGCACGCAAAUGGUGUUGGGAAGGGGUCACAGAAGAGGGGUUUAAAAGAGAAGGGGAAGCAUUUAGGUUUAGCAAGGUAUAUGAGAAAGUACCUUGAUGUGAAAUGGUCACCACCAGAAUCCACAAGACAGGAUAGGGAGUAUGCCAAGAGCAAUGAUGUGAAUGAGCUGUUUGUUUGGCCUUGGAGGGGAAUUGUAGCUAACAUUCCCGUUGAGUGGAAGGAUGGAAGGUACAUUGGGGGAAGUGGCUCAAAGCUCAGAGAAGAUCUAGCAAGGAAGGGUUUUAACCCUUUGAAGGUUCAUCCUCUAUGGAACUAUAGAGGUCACUCGGGGUUUGCAAUAGUUGAGUUUCACAAAGAUUGGCCCGGAUUCAAUAACGCAAUGGUGUUUGAGAAAACCUUUGAAGCAGAUCACAGGGGAAAGAUAGAUUAUUAUGGAGCAAAAUGCCUUGGAGACAACUUGUAUGGAUGGGUUGCACGGGAUGGCGACUUUCAUUCCAGAAGUAUCAUUGGUGAACAUCUCAGAAAGAGUGGGGAUCUGAGAACAAUUGCUGAUAUUGAAGAAGAAGAGGAGAGAAAAACUAAAAAACUUUUGUCCAACCUCACUAAUGUUAUUGAGGCCAAAAAGAUGCACAUUAAGGAGAUGGAGUGUAGAUAUAAUGAAACAUCAAUAUCCCUAAGCAAAUUGAUCGGUCAAAAAGAUGAAAUGCACCGAGCUUAUAAUGAAGAAAUGCAAAAGAUGCAGCAGAAUGCACGGGAUCAACUUGAAAGAAUCUCCAAGGAGCAUGAAAGGAUCACCUUGCAUCUGGAAGCCCAGAGCAAAGAACUCAAGCAGCGUCAGAAGGAAUUGAUGGAAAGAGAGAUCCAAAACGAAAAUGAGAGAAGGAUGCUCUAUUGUGAGAAGCAAAUGAAUGAGAGAGCAACCUUGGAGCAAAAGAAGGUGGAUGAAAGUGUGUUAAGGUUGGCUGAUGAUCAAAAGAGGGAGAAAGAAAAACUCCACAAAAGAAUUAUUGACCUAGAAAAGAAGCUUGAUGCCAAACAAGCACUGGAGUUGGAGAUAGAGCAAAUGAGAGGGGCUCUACAAGUAAUGAAACACAUAGGAGAAGGAGAGGAAGGGGAUACAGCAGUCAAGAAAAAGAUGGAUGUAAUCCAAGAAGAUCUGAAAGAGAAGGAAGAGGAACUUGAAAACCUAGAAGCAUUGAGUCAAGCUCUCAUUGUCAAGGAGCGCAAAAGCAAUGAUGAGCUGCAAGAAGCCCGAAAGGAGUUAAUUAAUUUCUUCAAGGACCAGUCUUCCCGUGCAUCUAUUGGUGUCAAACGGAUGGGAGAGCUUGACAGUGCUGCAUUCCAACUUUCAACCAAGAGAAAACACUCUAAACAAGAAGCAGCACAGGAAAAGGCUUUGGAGCUUUGUUCAUUGUGGGAGGAUUACCUAAGGGAUCCGAACUGGCAUCCAUUUAAGAUCAUCACAGUUGAGGGCUGUGAGGACCAUAAGGAAAUUAUCAAUGAAGAGGAUGAAAAACUGAAAGGUCUGAAAAAUGAGUGUGGUGAUGAGGUAUACUCUGCUGUGACAAGUGCCCUGAUGGAGAUGAAUGAGUAUAACCCCAGUGGAAGGUACACGGUACCAGAGCUAUGGAAUUUCAAACAAGGAAAGAAAGCAACAUUGAGGGAAGUACUCUCUUAUAUUCUGAAGCAGUGGAAAAUGCACAAGAGGAGGAAGAACUAGAGGAUAUCAGUAGCUGGCUUUUUUGGACAUGGAGGUGGCAUCUUUUGUUGGGCUUUGGGAGCAACUUCAAUCUAUCUGUAGUAAUUUUUUUUAAUUAAAAUUUAAGCCCUCAUCUUUUUAUAUUGCUCAUGGGAUUAGUUGUAAGGCAUGUACAAGACAAACCUUAACACUCUAUAUUGCCUAUAUAUUACGUUUUUUUUU